AUGUCGAUCACAAAGGAUGUGGUCAGAUUUGGCACCUUCGUGGUAACAAGUCAGGUCUUCCAUCUGACUCGUCUGUCAUUCGCAAUCGUAAACCUCAAACCACUGCUACCCGGCCACGUGCUGGUUUCACCUCGGCGGGUCGUGCCGCGCUUCAACGAUCUUUCGGCCGCCGAGGUGCAAGACCUCUUCCUGACCGUGCAGCGUGUGUCUCGCAUGGUAGAGCGUGUCUUUGCUGCCUCGUCUCUGAAUAUAGCCAUACAGGAUGGUGCAGACGCGGGUCAGAGCGUCCCACACGUCCAUGCCCACAUCAUCCCUCGAAAGAAGCAUGACCUGGAGCACAAGGGCGGCACCGAUGCUAUAUACGAGAUGAUGGAGAGCGAGGAAGCCCACCUCGGCAACCAGAUGAGGGACAAGGAAAAGGCUGCUCAAGCUGACUUCGCCAAAGACGAGGAAAGAGUGAGGUUCCCGGCAGUGGACAAUGACAGUCGCAAGCCGAGGAGUGACGAAGAGAUGCGGAAAGAGGCAGAAUGGCUGGCAGAAGAGAUGGCGAAGGAUGAGCAAGUAUAA
Ascochyta rabiei is the source of this 567-nucleotide messenger RNA. RefSeq names its product Bis(5'-adenosyl)-triphosphatase. Lineage: Eukaryota; Fungi; Ascomycota; Dothideomycetes; Pleosporales; Didymellaceae. The record is from RefSeq and is a predicted model, not a curated record. The transcript has 2 exons. Bases 1 to 567 code for a protein of 188 amino acids. Gene Ontology annotation, molecular function: catalytic activity.